Messenger RNA from Beauveria bassiana ARSEF 2860, 210 nucleotides. RefSeq lists its product as uncharacterized. The coding region runs from base 1 to 210 and encodes 69 amino acids. Lineage: Eukaryota; Fungi; Ascomycota; Sordariomycetes; Hypocreales; Cordycipitaceae. The transcript has 2 exons. The record is from RefSeq and is a predicted model, not a curated record.
AUGGACGGCUAUGUAUCCGGCGGCAGCGAUCUGGUAGAUCCCCGACGCAAUCCCAAAGGCGUACCGGGCUAUGUCCAGAACUCAAGCUCCUCCUACGACGGCAGCACGCUAGUCUUCAGCUACUCCUGCAGCGAGACGGAGAACCUGCCUGACUUUACCGUAGCCCUCAGCAGCCAGCACAUCACCGUCCCCGGUCUAAACGGACUUUGA